Oldenlandia corymbosa var. corymbosa is the source of this 1062-nucleotide messenger RNA. The record is from the annotation of a GenBank genome assembly. Lineage: Eukaryota; Viridiplantae; Streptophyta; Magnoliopsida; Gentianales; Rubiaceae.
AUGGGAAAUCAAAUUUCGCGAUGGUCCAAACAAGGAUCAAGAAAGUCAUCAAAAUCAAAGUCAAUUGCUGAGGAGAAACCGUUUUCUAUUGCAAAGAUUGCCCCUGAUCAUGUGGAUGUGGAUCAACAACCAUGGCCAUGCCUACUGAUUUCUCAUGGAACCAAUCAAAAACCAAUCCUUACUUUCUACAACGCAUCCACUGAGCAGUAUCAGUCGAAAUUGGCUCUGGAAUUAGUGAAUAAAACCGUGCUCAAGUCUAAUGGACAAUGGUUGCUUAUCCAGGAUGACAUAAAUGAAAGUGAUUAUUGUAUCUUGAAUGUUGUGACAAUGGAAAAGCUGCAACUCCCACGACUAGAAGAAGACUUAGAAUUAAAUUGUCAUGGUGGUUAUUUCAGCCUAUCCUCGCAAAACCCGACCGCCAGCGAGGGUGAUUGUCAUGCUUAUAUAAUGAAAGGGGCAGAUCAUGUUAACAUGUUUUGGCCGAUUGGCGCGAAGGAAUUCAUCAGGCAAGAAUUGGUAGAGCUAAAACGAGAGGAUAUUAGGCCUAUGACGGCCGCUGUGUUCCAAGGCAAGGUGUAUUACAUGACCGGCCCUGAACUCUCUCUAUAUUGUUCGGAACCCGAAAUCGCGCCCUCGGAUAAAGUUCAUCUCAGGGAGAUCAUAACAGAAGAAAAGAUGAAUACAUUGCUCUUUAACAAGGACCGUUGCUUCUUGCUUGAAUUAUGUGGACAGCUUUUGUACAUUGACCGAGUUGUGAGUGACGUGAGGCAGGCAAUGUUUCAAAUACUUCGAGCAGAUUUAGAGGCAAGUACAUGGGAAAAGGUGAACGAUAUUGGUGAUGAUUAUGCCAUCUUUUAUGAUGAUUUUGGUGCUUUUGCUGCUUGUGUUGCCGGAUGCGGGCUUCGAGGUAACUGCGUUUAUUAUCCAGAAGACGACGGUUCAUUGAACGCUUAUGACUUAGGGAAUGGUGGGGGUUGUUUUAGAUUGUUAUCUCCAUUGCCUUUCACCGAAACAACAUCUGAGCUGCGCUGGCUUCUAAUUUCCAAUAUCAACUCCAAGUAA